This is a messenger RNA of Mya arenaria, 5257 nucleotides long. RefSeq names its product receptor-type tyrosine-protein phosphatase mu-like. The record is from RefSeq and is a predicted model, not a curated record. The coding region runs from base 266 to 4306 and encodes 1346 amino acids. The transcript has 22 exons. NCBI's taxonomy places the organism in Eukaryota, Metazoa, Mollusca, Bivalvia, Myida, Myidae. Gene Ontology annotation, molecular function: protein tyrosine phosphatase activity. Gene Ontology annotation, biological process: protein dephosphorylation.
GAGAUUUAAAUACUUGCACAAUAUCUAUGCCAAGGUUUGGUACGCCAGAUUCCAGUCCUUUAUUGCGGUAAUUCAGAUGCCAAGGUUUGGUACGCCACAUUCCAGCCCAUUAUUGCGGUAUUUGAGAUGUCAAGGUUUGGUACGCCAGAUUCCAGUCCUUUAUUGCGGUACUUCAGAUGCCAAUGUUUGAAUCGAACAUGUAAUACACAUUUCCCGGAAAUGGUAUAUUGGAUAAGCAAUUAAGAACUACGAUCAGAACGACAGAAUGAUGAAGAUCAAAGGCGGAUCAACCAUUAUUGCAUUCACAACACUUCUUCUGACAUUAUUUUUCCAGGCAUGGUGCCAAGACUAUUUCCAGUACCCCUGCAUUGAUAAGUGCAAGGAAUCAGAGUGCGACUUACAUGGAAAUUGCCUGGAAUGUGCUGACCAAAAUUUCACUGGUGGUACAUGUGAUAGGUGCAUUAAAGGAAAAUAUGGCAGUCAGUGCGACUUAAAUUGCCCUCUAAAUUGUCUAUCUUGUGAUUCUGCAACUAAAUGUAGUUCAUGUAAAAGAGGGUUUAAUGGUAUCACGUGCUCCGUGAAGUUGGAAUGCCCGGAUAAUUGCUACAACGAUAAUUGUUCAAGCUUGAGUAUAUGCGGUUCAUGUAAGAAUGGAUAUUUUGGGGAUUAUUGCAAUGUUUCGUGUUCAGAAAAUUGCAAUAACGGCAUUUGCUCUCAGGAUGGUUCUUGCAUUGAAGGCUGUAAGGAAGGAUUUUAUGGACCAAGAUGUGAACAAAAUACUUGUCCUGUUAAUUGCAAAUGCGAUCAAAACAACAGCUGCAUUGGAUGUAAAGACAAUUAUUUCGGGCCUUCGUGCAGUCUUACAUGUAGUUCGUGUAAAGAUAACCAAUGCCCAGAACAUCGUUUAAUGGCCGAGAAAUGUGAUGCAUGUGAAGAAGAAACAUAUGGUAGUCUUUGUAAUGAAACUUGUCGGCAACAUUGUUUAAAUAAUAGAUGCGACCAAGACAAUGGGUCAUGUACAUGUGGAAAAGAGUACAAGCUGGAAGUAGGAAAAUGUGUUCCUAGUUCUUGUCCCGCUAAUUGCUCAACAUGUACUUCAUUAGAUAGCUGUGACUCGUGCGUUGAUAGAUAUUAUUAUGGAGAAACUUGUGAACAUAAAUGUACUCAUUGUUCGCCAGGAACAAACUGUAGGAAAAGUGACGGCUACUGUUGGAGUGCAUGUGCUGAUGGUCUUACUGGUGAUAUUUGUGAUAGCCCUUGUUACGCAGGAUGUAAAACAUGUCACAAAACGAAUGCUAAUAUAUGUUCAUCUUGUAAAACUGGAAGGUAUGGCAGAGACGCAUAUUACUUAACAUGCAAAAACCUUUGCAAUAAUAACUGUAUGAACAACACGUGUAACGCUUGGUACGGUAAAUGUGACCAAGAUUGUGUGAAUGGAUUUAAAGGGUAUUAUUGUACCGAUACAUGCCCAAGACAUUGUUUGAACGAAACAUGUGAAAGAAACACUGCUGCAUGUGUUCACGGAUGUGAUGAGGGUUAUUAUGGCGUUGGGUGUUCAUAUUCAUGUGUGAGAGUGCAAUCGAACUGCCUCGUUUGUUCUUCAAAUGGAAACAGAUUUAGUUCUUGUACACGGUGCACUAAUGGGUCAUACCCAGGAUCUAGCGGGAAGUGCGUUCCAUGUGAACCAAAUUGUUCGGGAGGAUGUAACUCAUCCACGGGAGUAUGCUUUGUAUGUGUAGAUGGAUAUAGGGGAUCGUUCUGUAAUAUUUCAUGUGCAUCGAAUUGUAAAUCAUGCCUUCAGUACAACGAUGAAUGCAAUGUAUGCAAAGAACAGUUUUGGGGAAGUGACUGCUUAAACAAUUGCAGCACAAACUGCAAAUACGGGAAUGAUUCAAUGUUCACCUGUAAUGUACAUUCUGGGAAAUGCAUACAUGGAUGCCUAUCUGAAUCGCAUGGAUUACAGUGUUCUCUUCUGUGUGACAAGCAUUGCAUCCCUUCUGAAGGUGGGGUUCGUGAGUGCAACCAAAUGGAUGGCCAGUGUACAUCAGGUUGUGAGACGGGGUACAAACAAACCGACGCUGGAUGCAUUAUGGCAUCCGUCGUAAACCCAUUAAACAAAAAUGGUGGCGCCAGUGAUUGGACGUCUGGAUCAGUUAUAGGUGGCGCUGUAGGUGGUGUUAUCGCCCUUCUUACAGUUGCCCUUGUCAUCGGACUUUCCAUCUUCAUAAGGCGAAGAAGAAAGGAUAGCACCGACGGCCCUAAGACAGACGCAGCAGAGGAAAACAGCGUAGUCUACCAGAACACGAGUGCUUCUGCCAAUAUUUACAAUGAACUCAACGAUAAAACGGAUAAAAUGAAACCUAGCAAAGGGCAUGAAAACAAUGCUAAAGAGUCGCCUACGACUUCAACUAAUGACAACAAACCGGAUCGUCCCUCCGACUCAAACUUGUUGGCUACAAGAGGUUCAACAGAACAACCAAAGACAACCAACUUAAUACCAUCAGCAGGAAAAUCUGAUGAUUUGGAAAACAGCGCGAAAUGCAAGACACCUGUCGAAGAUGCGUCCAAAGACAUAUUACAGGACAAAGACACCGAUGAUGUGUAUUACAAUCUGAAUAAGGUUGCUGUCAAAAACCUUGGAGCUUUUGUGGCUGCUAAAGACAAGUCAUAUUACCUUAAGGAGUUUAAGAAACUUCCUGAAGGUUUGGUAAAACCCCAUCAAGAUGCAGUGAUGCCAGGAAAUCGUCCAAGAAAUAGAUACCAAGGCAUCUACCCAUAUGACGACACCAGAGUGAAAUUGACGGGCGGAGAUACGGAUUUUAUCAACGCCAGCUUUGUAGACGGAUACAAACAGGAAAAUGCAUACAUUGCAUCUCAAGGUCCAACAGAUAAGACCAUGCAGGACUACUCGGUGUUUUGGCGGAUGGUUUGGCAGCAGAAAGUGGGCAAGAUCGUCAUGCUCACCAAUUUAGUGGAAGACGGGAAACCAAAAUGUGACCAAUACUGGCCUGACCAUGGACUCACCAAAAAAUGCAGCGAUAUAAAUGUGACGGGUUUAAGUGAAGACAUGUACGCCGACUUCGUGAUGAGGACCUUUUUAGUGAAAAUGGAUAAAGAGGACAUGACAGUCCAACAUUUUCAUUUCACCACCUGGCCUGACAAAGGGGUCCCCGAUGAUGUAACUUCCCUGGUCGAUUUCCGUCACAGGGUUUUACAAACAAAAUCGCCACUUGGUGGACCUACAAUCGUUCCCUGCAGUGCUGGCGUUGGCAGGACGGGAACGUACAUAGCUAUGGACUUGUUGACAAGAGAGGGCGAAGCGGAAGGAUCCGUUGACAUACAUGGUUGUGUCACCAAUCUCAGACAUCGUCGUACACGUAUGGUCCAAACGGCUGAUCAAUAUGCCUUCCUGCACCACGCAAUUGUUCACACGUUAGCGUUUGACAGUAAACCCGUUCAAACGGAGGGGUUUGCGACCUACAUGUCGGAUUCGGAGAACGAACAGAGGCUAAUCAAACAAUUCAAGCAACUGGAGAUUACCAUGGAAAGAUCUGAAGAGGAGCAACAAGCAUCUGAAAGAAAUUCAGCCUUAACAAAGUCCAACAGGGAGGGCGCUGACAUUCCAGGUAACUUGUACAGACCUAGGUUGCAUUUAGGAAAAGAACCAGGGCAUGGUUAUAUCAACGCCAUGUAUGUUAAUAGCUACAAACAACGGAAUCAUUUAGUACUCGCGAUGACCCCGAUUGAAGACACCGUGGCUGACUUUCUCUGCCUCACGAUGCAGGAAAAAGCCGCCUGCAUCGUCGAUAUGGAGAAAGAACGCUCCUUGUACAUUCCUGAUCUUGACACACAGACGCAGUUUGGUUUAUAUACAGUAGACAAUCUGCAACAGAAGUCAACAAUAUACAGUGUCAACAGGGUGCUUAGAAUAAGCUACAACGGCCUGGGAGGAUCUUCUGAACAUACGGUAUCACACUACCAAGUGACGGCCUGGCAAGACAAUGUUAAAGCUCCCGAAUCCGCAACACACUUCUUGCAACUUGUCAAGGAAGUAGAGACAAAGGCCGCAUCUGGAUCAGUCAUUAUGCAUUGCAAGACUGGCGGAGGGCGCUGCGGCCUGUUUGCGGCUGUUUGGACGCUUCUGGAGAAAACAGGCAUAGAGCAUGAGGUUUCGGUGUUUAACACAAUUCGUCAGCUGCGGGCGAGACGGCCAAAUGUCGUAAGGACAAGAGAGCAGUACGCAUUUUGUCACGAUUGUGUGCGCGAGUAUCUGCAAUCAUUCGACAUCUACUCCAAUUUCUCCUAACAAUUUAAGUUGCCAUUAUUUUGUUCAUUUGUAUAUGCAAUCGUAUGAAACAUACGUAUGUGGAACAUGACUCACUGUAAAGAUGUUUUUGUCAUGAUUAUGUUCUGUUUGCAAUCAUAUGGUGCAUACUAAUACUUUUGUAACGGAAACACAAACUAUAACCUUGUACGAUUGAUGUAUAUUUGAUUGCUGUUAUGAAAUUAAAUGUGUAUAUAAUUAAAUAAUGCAAAUUACGUGAACAAGUUAAUCAGCAGGUGGUCUUGUCAUACACAGUGUAUAUAGCCAAAAGAAGUAUAUAUAAAAUAUCAACGUUUUGCAUAUAUUUAUACUUCUUUGAUAUAUUUUCUCAUUUAGUGGUAUUGUCUCCAUAUAGAGUAGUUCAUGCUUAAGUUUACGGCUACUGAGCUUGUUUCUUUAGUUUUCCAUAUAAAUAUGUUUUUCAUAUUAAUAUUUAUAAGAGUAAAUGAUGUUCUGUUUGUUUAUAUCAAGAGCAAAUGGUGAUAACAUGAAAUUUAUAAGUGUUAUAAUUUAUCGCCGUUCCCUUUCUAAUUUUUCAAGUUUAUUUGAAGUGAAGUCCUUGUGUUUAAACGGAUAUUAAUACCUCUUACGGGUAAUACUGUUAAUCUCAUGUAUACGUUAUAUUAAUGAAGAGCAAGCAGAGUGAGCGAGAAAUAUUGUGAAUAAGUUUGUUGAUGUCAGACUCAAACACAAAGUUACUAAAAUUUGACGUUAUUAUGCACUUCAGACAUAACCAUUUAUAACAAAAGGGCCGUAACUGAUGUUGGAAAAACCAAUGGCCCAAUACAUUUGCAUGUCCUUUUUAUAUUAACGCAAGCUUUGUUACAUUGUACUGUUUCUGUUUCUUUGUUGUUAUCAUCAUCAUAUAAUGGGUAAAUGUAUCGUCAUGCAAUAAAAUAUGUUUAAUCUAAAAUAAAAGUCAUAAGUAACAAG